This is a messenger RNA of Cuscuta epithymum, 2080 nucleotides long. The record is from the annotation of a GenBank genome assembly. Lineage: Eukaryota; Viridiplantae; Streptophyta; Magnoliopsida; Solanales; Convolvulaceae.
GUGAUGGAAAAGCUAAUUUUAAGGAAAACUUAUUUCCGACUAUUAAUUAGGAAGAGAAUUAGAAGGAAUUGUAUCUUUGAUUAAACACCUCCCACGAUCUAAAUCUAAACUCCCGUAUAAUAAUUUAGAGGAUCUGUAAUUUAUUUGUCUCUCUUCAUAGCGCCGCUUGAAUUCUCUCCCUCAGGACGUCACGUAAGUUUUCCCCCCCUUGAAUCACUCCAGAAUUGAUUCAGCCUUUUGUUUGAAUUUAAUGCUUUGAGAGAUUUUACUACUCCACUUAUAAUGGAAUCACACCGAUGGUUGCCUGGAAACAUGGACCAUCCCUUCCUAUAUAUAAUCAUGCGAGACAUUUAUCAGAUCAACAUCAAACCAGACAUUUUUCAGUUAAAAUAAAAACAUCCGAUUUAAUUCAUCUGUCGCAGUAUCAGCAGCAGGAAAAAGAUACUCGAAGAUGGUAUUGGGAGAAUUAAGAGGGAGUAUUUCCCGUGCAAUCCAGAGUAUCAAUAAGGCCAUCAUAGUCAACGACCAAGUAUUGAUUGAUUGCCUCAACGAAAUCAGCCGCGCUCUUCUUCAAGCAGACGUCCAAUUCAAGCUUGUUCGUGAUGUGCAGGCCAAUAUCAAGUCCAUCGUCGACCUCCACAACCUACCUGCAGGCCAUGACAAACGCAAAAUUAUUCACCAGGCAGUAUUUAAAGCACUCUGUGACAUGAUGGAUCCCGGCAAGCCUUUUUUCACUCCAAAAAAAGGGAAAACAAGUGUCAUUAUAUUUGUUGGUUUGCAAGGUUCUGGAAAGACAACAACGUGUACAAAGUACGCGUAUUAUCAUCAGAAGAAAGGCUGGAAACCCGCUUUGGUAUGCGCCGAUACUUUCAGAGCUGGAGCUUUUGAUCAGCUCAAGCAAAACGCAACAAAAGCUAAUAAGAUUCCUUUCCAUGGGAGUUAUACUGAGACCGAUCCCGUGAAGAUUGCAGUGGAAGGGGUGGAGAGAUUCAAGAAAGAAAACCGUGAUCUUAUUAUUGUUGACACCAGUGGACGCCACAAACAAGAAGCUUCUCUGUUUGAAGAAAUGCGUCAAGUUUGCCAAGCAACCAGUCCAGAUCUGGUCGUGUUUGUCAUGGAUGGAAGCAUUGGUCAAGCUGCGUUUAAUCAAGCUCAAGCUUUUAAGCAAACUGUUGAGGUUGGAGCUGUCAUUGUCACCAAAAUGGAUGGCCAUGCAAAGGGUGGUGGUACUCUUAGUGCAAUAGCAGCAACACAGAGUCCCGUCAUAUUCAUAGGAACAGGAGAACAUAUGCAUGAUUUUGAAGUUUUUGACGUCAAGCCUUUUGUUAGGCGCCUUCUAGGGAUGGGCGACUUCAAAGGAAUCAGGGACAGGCUUCAAGAUGCUGUUCCGGUGGAUCAACAGCCUCAACUUCUAAAAAAACUCUCAGAAGGAAAUCUUACACUAAGAAGCUUUUAUGAGCUAUUGCAGAGCGUUCUGAAACUCGGACCUUUAAACCAGAUGUCCUCAAUGCUUCCGCAAGGCUUUUCCGAAUUAUUAGUUGGCAAUGGGAAAGAAAGCCAAGAAUCAAAGAUUAAACGUUGCACGAUCAUGAUGGACUCGAUGACCAAUCAAGAACUGGAUAACCCAAAAUUGCUUAUGGUGAAUGGGUCGUCCCGAGUAAUGAGGAUUGCCCGAGGGUGUGGUCGCCAGGUUGAAGAAGUAACGGCGAUGUUGCAAGAAUACAAAAAUCUUGCGAAAGGAUUUUCAAAGAUUCCGAAGAAGUCAAAGAACAUAGGGCAACAGAUGAUGAGCAGUUUAAUCCCACCUCAGAUGCUGAAGCAGAUAGGAGGUAUGGGUGGCAUGCAAGCUCUGAUGAGACAAAUGGGCCCAAAUAAUUAACGUAACAUUAUGAAUUACUACGACGAGUAUUUUGUAUUAUAUCGUUCAUUGAACUCGUUUUUUUUAAACUUUUUAGGCUUCAUCCUGAUUGAUUUUUAGAAACACUAAAUAUGAAAAAGGCAAGACAAAACGCUAAGAAGAAUUGAUCGAAAAAGGAUUUACGAUUAAAUUUUAAGAUAUACUAUACGUAGUAUAUUAUCU